Molecule: messenger RNA, 4452 nt
Organism: Lagopus muta (rock ptarmigan)
Lineage: Eukaryota; Metazoa; Chordata; Aves; Galliformes; Phasianidae
Gene: PTGS1
Product: prostaglandin-endoperoxide synthase 1
Exons: 11
Coding region: 43-1866 (607 amino acids)
Biological process (GO): response to oxidative stress; cyclooxygenase pathway
Cellular component (GO): neuron projection; cytoplasm
Molecular function (GO): peroxidase activity; oxidoreductase activity, acting on single donors with incorporation of molecular oxygen, incorporation of two atoms of oxygen; heme binding
Source: RefSeq, a predicted model, not a curated record
CCGGGCCGGGCAGCGCGGGACGCGGCGGAGCUGCCUAUCGCCAUGGGCGGUGGGUGCCGGGCCCGGGUCCCCCCGGCCGCGCUGCGGCUUCUUGUCACCCACGCGAUGCUGCUCUGCGCCGCCGGGAGCGCCGCGGCCGCCGGCACCGUCAAUCCAUGCUGCUAUUACCCCUGCCAGCACCUGGGUGUGUGUGUGCGCAUCGGCCUGGAAGGCUACGAGUGUGACUGCACACGGACGGGGUACUUUGGGGCCAACUGCACCUCACCUGAGCUCUGGACACGCUUACGUGACCUGCUGAAGCCCAGUCCUGCCUUUUACCACUUUGUCCUCACUCACUUCAGGUGGCUCUGGGACAUCAUCAACAGCACAUUCAUCAGAGACACUCUGAUGAGGCUCGUGCUCACAGUUCGCGCCAACCUCAUCCCCAGCCCUCCCACCUUCAACUCCCAGUAUGGCUACAUCAGCUGGGAGGCCUACGCCAAUGUCAGCUAUUACACGCGCAUCCUCCCACCGGUGCCGAAGGAGUGCCCCACACCCAUGGGGACCAAAGGGAAGCAGCAGCUCCCCGACGCCCAGCUGCUGGCUGAGCGCUUCCUGCUGCGGCACAAAUUUGAAGCUGACCCCCGGGGCACCAACUUGAUGUUUGCCUUCUUCGCCCAGCAUUUCACCCAUCAGUUCUUCAAGACCUCUGGAAAGAUGGGACGCGGUUUCACCAAGGCACUGGGGCAUGGGGUGGACCUGGGGCACGUGUAUGGGGACAACCUGCAGCGGCAGCACCAGCUGCGGCUCUUCCAAGAUGGGAAGCUCAAAUUCCAGGUGGUGAACGGGGAGGUGUACCCCCCCUCUGUCACCGAGGUGCCGGUGCACAUGGUCUACCCGCCUGCCAUCCCCAAGGAGAAGCAGCUGGCAAUGGGGCAGGAAGUGUUUGGGCUGCUGCCAGGGCUCUGCAUGUAUGCCACGCUCUGGCUGCGUGAGCACAACCGCGUCUGUGACAUUCUGAAGCAGGAGCAUCCCACCUGGGGCGACGAGCAGCUCUUCCAGACAGCGCGGCUCAUCCUCAUUGGGGAGACCAUCAAGAUUGUCAUUGAGGACUACGUCCAGCACCUCAGCGGGUACUUCCUGAGCCUCAAGUUUGACCCUGAGCUGCUGUUCGAGCAGCAGUUCCAGUACCGGAAUCGCAUUGCGGUGGAGUUCAACCAGCUCUACCACUGGCACGGGCUGAUGCCCGACUCCUUCAUCAUCCAGGGACAGGAGUACAGCUAUGAGCAGUUCCUCUACAACACCUCCAUGCUCAUGGACUACGGUAUAGAAGCCCUGGUGGAGUCCUUUUCCAGGCAGACUGCAGGAAGGAUCGGUGGGGGGCAAAACAUCAAUGCCAACAUAUUGGGAGUGGCCGUUGGAGUCAUCGAGGAGUCGCGGCAGCUGAGGCUGCAGCCCUUCAAUGAGUACCGGAAGAGGUUUGGCCUGAAGCCCUACGUGUCCUUCCAGGAGCUCACAGGAGAGGAGAAGAAGGCAGCAGAGCUGGAGGAGCUGUAUGGAGACAUCGAUGCUCUGGAGUUUUAUCCAGGGUUGCUGCUUGAGAAACCCCAACCCAACGGCAUCUUUGGGGAAAGCAUGGUGGAGAUUGGCGCUCCAUUUUCACUGAAGGGACUUCUUGGGAAUCCCAUCUGCUCCCCAGAGUACUGGAAGCCCAGUACCUUUGGUGGAGCAACCGGCUUCGAGAUCGUCAAGACAGCAUCACUGGAGAAACUCGUGUGCCUCAAUGUGAAGAAGUGUCCGUACGUGGCGUUCCGUGUGCCGGAUGCAGUGGCAGCAGGCGAGACUGACAGCAGCCGUGCGGGUGGAGCAUCAUCCACAGAGCUGUAGCAGCAGCACAGCCCACACAGGCAGCGCUGGGGCCGGUGCUCUGCUCAUCCCGUGCCAGCAGAGCCUCCUGCCCUGGGUGGGCUCCAGCCCCACACCAGCAGGGAGAGGCUGGUGCUCACCUUGGGAAGAGCUCGAGUGCCUGAGGAUAACUCAGCAGACCUAAUCUUCCUACCACUGCCUUGCACUAAGCCAGCUUGGGAGCUCACUUGGUAAAUCCCAGUGUCCCAGGAUGCUCGUGGCCUCUCUGCCCCUCUCCCUCAGCUCCCACUGCCCACUCCUGCUGUGGGGCAUCAUACUCCAGAGAGCAUGCAGCACACAGAGCCUUCCUGGCCUCAUUGGGGAGGAUGUGCUGCAGAUGUGCUGCAGGCCGUGCUCUCACCUGGUUCUCCACAGCAGCCCCUCUCUGCCUUCCAUCCUGCCUGGCACUGGACAGAGGGUGACCAUGCCAGCUGCCCAGCCCUGGGGAGCUCCCAGAGCCCUGUGUCCCCCCUUUGUAGUGCUGUCCUGGCAUACAACAGGCUGCUCUGAGCUACCUCUGUGCACAUCACCCUAUAAAGACUCCCCCACCCUCUGCUCAUUGCACUUUCCUGCAUUAAUAGCUCAGUAAACAACGUUCCAAAGGCACACCGCCUGCUUGACCUGCUCCACAGCACAUGCAGACAUAAGCCCUCACCAACAGCAUGACGUGAUCACUGGCAGCCAGGGCUGCUGGCCUUAGUCCCAGCCAGAUCCUAGAAAAUGGACCUCUAAAAUAAACAAUGUUAAAAACCACUCUCAUUUCCUCCAAGUUCUCAGGCUUUCGCAGUGCAGAGACAGGCCAAGGCAGGUGCCUGGGACCCAGGUGGAGGUGGGGAAGGCUCAGCAGCACUCAAACGGGGCACAGGGAUUUCCUGGGUCCCAGCCCUUGCUGAAGUUGCCAUGCUUGGGUAGAAGCAUGGUCAGACAGCAAAUGGCAUCCAGUGGGAGCAGCACACAGCUGAGGACUGCUGCCAUGUCCCCAGGCAUCACCACGCACUGCGAUCCGUGCACUGUGUGCUUCCAGUGUCACACUGGCAGAGCAUGCCUGUGGCCUUGCUGUGUGCAGGGCUCCAGCUCCAAGCAUCCUCCUUGUUUCGGUUAGGCCACAAGUAUCCUGCUUUUGCUUGUGGCUAUCACAGCCAGCCAGCAUUGUUUGUUACCAGCCGAUAAGCGUGCACAUAGAGAGCUGUCUCAGUGCUCUGUGCCACCGAGUGGACGUUUCCCCAGGAAUAGCACAGCCCCCAGCCCCCCCAUGCUCUUUGCUGGUCCUUCAGCCCCGUGUUCAGCAUCUCUGGGGAGCGCAGUGGCACUGUGUGCCUGCGGGCUGAUGUGCACAGGAGAGCACUGUGCUGUGCAUGCCGUGUGAGGAGCAGAAAGGACAACAUCUGCUUGUGUUCGUGUGACCUGCAAUGUGUAGUGUAAUGAUUCACUGGGCACAAAAUUACCAAAGUGGACACUAGGAGGAAGAGAUCUGCUCCUGCAGUGCUUUUAAUAGUAGUUCUCUUUUUGGUGUGCCUACAAAUAAACCCCCAGCACUCUGAAGGAGAUGGGAUGUGGCUGUAGCACCAGAACGGACAGGCACAAGGAAAAGCACAGCCCAGCAGCGCAGCCGCUGCCUUCCUCCAUCUCCACGAGCAGACACAGGACUAAACAGAGCUGCACCAGCAGGCAGGAGAGCCAAAUUCACCUUGGCCACGUGUGUGCAUUUGUCCUGUGCUGGAGAAGCAGCAGAUAGAAAACAGGACACAGGAAGGACAGACUGCAAACACAGCGCAUGUAACAUGGCAGUAGGAAGAAGUGUUGCUCACCAACCUUUCACCACCAUUACUGUUUACCACUUACUGUCCUAUUUCAGACAUGCAAACCAGGCUGAGUAUCUGCAAACGAUUAAAGGCAAUAAAUACCAACCUUGUUUUCCAGCACCAGUAGCUUUUUUUCCGAGCCCUCUUGCUCUGUGGACCUAAUGGAUUUAAGUUUGUUUCAUGCUGUCACAACUGCAGCCAAAAAUGUUCAGACUUGAGCAAUGCCUGCACAAACUCUGCCAAGGCACAAGGAAGGGAACCGACCGCAGCCGCUUUGCUCGAGACUCCCAACCUUUCACAACGCUUUUAUCUCAGAGCAGUUUCACCAGAUGCACUAAAAAAAGCAGCAGGGUGCUGGUGGGAGGAAGGGGGGGAGGAAAGAACAGGCAGAUCCCAAAGGACAGUUUGCAGGUACCUGCCCAGCACCCACCACCUCUGGGAGCUGCAGGGCGAGCUGCUGCCAGGGCACAGGAUGGGCACAGCAACCUUCCCACUUUCAGCCAGUGUCUGGCAGCUGAAUCUCAUCCUGAAUGUAAAUUACAGAGGACUUUUGGCCAAGAUAAGGCCUGAUGCAAGAGACAAAAUAUCCAAGCAUACAGCUCGUAUCUGUACCACUGCCUGCUGCACCAGAGCCUUUCACAGCUCUGAAAAAUGCUGGAACAUCCCAUCAGGUUUCUGCCCAGAACAGCGUUUUGUGCUGUGCCAGAAAACAUAGAUGAAACAUCUUUGGCAAUAUUAAAAGACUUCCUUUAUUCAAAGUCAAGCA